This is a messenger RNA of Cylicostephanus goldi, 393 nucleotides long. NCBI's taxonomy places the organism in Eukaryota, Metazoa, Nematoda, Chromadorea, Rhabditida, Strongylidae. The record is from the annotation of a GenBank genome assembly.
GCUGUCUCCGAAAACCAGAAGUCUUCUUAUACAUUCACACUACGUGGAAGUAUCGAUGUUAGUGCUAGUAAGAUGUUGACGCAUUAUCUGGAAAAGAACGAGAAACUGAGCGUAUGGGACAUCUGCGACAUUGAAAAAGGACCCGAAGAAUCUAUCGAUGGGUACAAGGAAUUGCACAGUACCGAAGGUGCCGAGCAAUGGGACAGCGCAAAAAACGCUGUGAUUCGACAGCAGCAGGUGAUUGACGCUUUUCGACCGGGACCGUCAAGAACUCGACGAGCUCUCACAAAGCUUCAAUCAAGCAAACUAAAGUACCGUGCUGCUCAAAGCUAUGAUUCUGGUAUCUCAAUCAGUGAGCCCAAUGUGGAAUCCACUGUUUGUUGUAUUAUGUGA